AUGGAUCAUGACUUACCUCCGUUAUCACCGGUGACUGAAGAUUCGAGAGAGGGAUCGAGGGUACUGUCGGAGACGUUGUCACAGAACCCAUCGGCGAUCUCAGCUUUGAUGAUAAUGAUCGACAACAUCAACCGACGUUUUGAUGACGAUGACCGCAGAAGAAAGAAGAAGGAGCAGGAAAGGGAGAGCCUUUCGACGGCAGGGAACGCUGGGUCGUCGAUGAGUGCGUUUCCAGUCAUCCAAUGA
Messenger RNA from Arabis nemorensis, 246 nucleotides. Lineage: Eukaryota; Viridiplantae; Streptophyta; Magnoliopsida; Brassicales; Brassicaceae. The record is from the annotation of a GenBank genome assembly.